Oryzias melastigma (Indian medaka) is the source of this 4734-nucleotide messenger RNA. RefSeq names its product leucine rich repeat transmembrane neuronal 4 like 1 (gene lrrtm4l1). The coding region runs from base 721 to 2421 and encodes 566 amino acids. Lineage: Eukaryota; Metazoa; Chordata; Actinopteri; Beloniformes; Adrianichthyidae. Gene Ontology annotation, cellular component: plasma membrane. The record is from RefSeq and is a predicted model, not a curated record. The transcript has 3 exons. Gene Ontology annotation, molecular function: protein binding.
GCAGGCUACCCACUCACAGUAUAAUGAUGACCACAUAUAGCUCGCUGCAUAUCCCCCACAGCACCUGCAUAACAUCACUUAGCCUACGUGGGAAGGACAUGAGUGGGGGACGUCUGCAGCGCUGCUCACUUUCUGAUGGAGACGCGCACGUUUGGCCGGAUUUGUCUGCUGCUGUUAAGAGCAGCAUCAAAUGAAAACUGACUCAUUUUUUUUCUUCUUCUUCUUGCAUCCCGGGUGCUGGGAACAUCCUCCCUGCGCGCAAAGGCGCGCGCUCGACGCAAAUCUGCUCACCGGCGCGCGGCGACAGAGACAGCGAUCCCCGGCUCGCGCCCCUGGAAUCUUUGCGCAGAGGAGCCCAGCCUCCUCUGUCGUCCCCGCAGAGCGCAGCGGCUCCGUCUCACCUCUUGACUCUCUGCGCUGAAAGCUCUCCUGUCACCACGAUGCUCCUGACGGGGUGACUGAACCCGGAUCGGUCUGAAAGGUCUGGAAAGUUGCUGCGCGUCAUGGAGCACGCGCGUAAACUUUAAAAGCCCGUUGUGGUUUUUCAUUUUGUGUUGGUGGAACAGCUUCUUUAGUAGUCUUCGUUCUGUUAGAAUGAAAGCAGGCGCGUAAAAGGGCUGGAAGAGCUCCGCAGGUUUUGGCAAAGGAAGGCGACAAGUCGUGAUCUGUGCGACGGAUUGUUCUGAGGAGGACGGAGGGGGAAAGGACGGAUGAGAGAACAUGGGAGCACUUUUGUGUGAUGGACGACUGAGGCACAUCCUCUUCCCUCUGCUCCUCCUCCUGCGAGCUCCGCUGUUGUUCAGCUUUGGGGAACGCACCUGCCCCAACAGCUGUCGCUGCGAGGGAAAAACUGUCCAUUGUGACUCUUCUGGGUUUUUAGAAGUGCCAGAAAACAUCUCUGUGGGCUGCCAGGGCCUCUCUCUGCGCUACAAUGAACUUCACACCCUGCUACCCUAUCAGUUUGCUCACCUCAGCCAGAUUCUUUGGAUUUACCUCGACCACAAUCAAAUUUCAGUUAUUGACAGCAGAGCAUUUCAAGGGGUUAGGAGGUUGAAAGAGCUAAUACUGAGCUCUAACCGGAUCACGUCCCUGCACAAUUCAACGUUUCAUGGCAUCCCCAAUCUUCGCAGUCUGGACUUGUCAUUUAAUAAGCUUGAAAUCCUGCAACCUGGUCAAUUUCAUGGUUUACGGAAACUGCAAAACCUUCACCUACGCUCCAACGGUCUCUCUAACAUCCCGAUUCGAGUUUUUCUGGAGUGUCGAAGCUUAGAGUUCCUAGAUUUGGGCUACAAUCGGAUCAAGGCUCUUACCCGCACCACUUUCUUGGGGUUACAGAGGCUGAUGGAGUUGCAUCUGGAGCACAACCAGUUCACAAGGAUCAACUUUUUUUUGUUUCCGCGCUUAGCCAAUCUCAGGUCGCUCUACCUGCAGUGGAAUCGUAUCAGAGUGGUCAAUCAGGGCCUUCCUUGGACUUGGUAUACCCUCCAAAAACUGGACCUAUCUGGAAAUGAAAUUCAGACCCUGGACCCAGCUGUGUUCCACUGUUUGCCCAACCUUCAAGUCCUAAAUUUGGAAUCCAACAAACUGUCCAAUGUGUCGCAGGAGGCCGCGUCCGCAUGGAUUUCACUGACCUCCAUAAGCCUGGCCGGCAAUAUGUGGGACUGUGGAACUGGCAUUUGUCCCCUUGUCGCUUGGCUGAGAAAUUUCCGGGGGAGUAAAGACACCACAAUGAUAUGCAGCAGCCCUAAGUAUAUGCAAGGAGAGAAAAUCAUGGAAGUCACACGGAACCACGGCAUCUGUGAAGAAACAGAUUAUGUUUUGACUGAAACACCCUUACCUACGCUGGAGCUAACUUCUGAGGGCACUGCUGAACCGACCUUCGCUCCCACUACCAGCUCUCCACCAAUGCCACCAACCAACACUUUGGGCCCACUCCCACCUUUCAGACCUCGACCGAUUCCUCACCCUACCUUUCCUGGCCAUAUGAGCAAAAAUCCCAGGGACUCAGCAGUGCGCACUCGGCCCACUCACAUACCCCCUCCAGAAAUGGAGCAUAUGACUCUGCACAAAGUAGUGGUGGGUAGCGUAGCCCUCUUCUUCACUAUGUCCCUAAUCUUGACAAUUAUUUAUGUGCUGUGGCGACGCUACCCAGGUGCAACUAGGUUGCUCCAGCAGCGAUCCAUGGUGGGACGGAAACGCCGCAAAAAGAGUCCGGAGCCGGAGCAGAACCUCAGCUCCCAGCUUCAAGAGUAUUACAUGAGCUACAACCCCGCUGCUACCCCAGAAGCAUUGGAGGUGCUGGGCAAUGGCACUGGUUCCUGCACCUGCACAAUUUCUGGCUCCAGGGAGUGUGAGAAUGAAUACACGUGUCCACGCCCCUUACCUGGUGCUUGGCUGGGAGAUGUGCACACUAUCCACUAACUCUCAAAGACGAAGCGUUUCGGAUUGUGCAUGGACCACAUUGAAAAAGGAAAAGGGGCGUAAGCAGAACGCCCAGCAGGACCACACAAUUCAAAUUCAUAGACACAUCCGAAUUGCGCUCCAUGGAAGCAAAGACAACAAUGAACCAAUGCAGGAUGAUGAUCAUUUCUCUUUUUCUUGAGAUUUUCUAAUGCUAUUUUUUUUUUUUUUUUUUCUGCUCCUCUGCUUUCCAACAUCCCAUCAUGCUUUGUUACAAUGCAACUUCUGGCAGUGACAAUUUUUACACAAUGCAGUCUUGUUGACUAAAGACCAACAAUGCCUUGGAAAAAGGACUUAUAUGAAUUAAAAAGCCGAUUACAAAAUAUCGCAGGAACAUUUUCUAAGACUUGAAAAGAAAAUUCAUCCUUGGGAACAACAAGGCAUUGUAGAAAAGUGUAAAAGCACUGAAUCGUUUAUGGAACUGCCAAGGACAUGCAUCCCUGCCUGCUCUCCAGUGUAUAAUAUGACGAUGGUUUGCAUAUUUUUGGUUCCUAUAAAGCAUCAUUCUGUAACCUCUCAAUGCUGGUUUUAUGAAGGAUGUGGCUCAUCACUGCAGCAGAGGAACGACACAAGUCCAAUGGAAUAUCGUUUCAGGCAAACUAACCCCCUCCUUCAAACCCCUUCAUGCCCGACCAAUGAAUUUUGUGAAGUUUUUAGGUGUCACUUUGUUUUUCUUGUAGAAUAUUUUGAAGUGUUUCUGAAUCUUGAUGGGGUUGAGACCUAAAUGAAGACAGGGCGGGAACUCAAGCCAAGGUGCAAAGCGUUUCUUAUGUUUUACUUUCCGUGUUAUUAAUGUUGUUCUUUCUGAAAAGUGUUUCUGUAAGUUCAGCACCAAAUACCAAAGAGCCUAGUAGAUCUUCUUGGCUUUUGGCUCAUCCAAACAUCAUCCCUUAAGAAUCCAGGAUUAAUUUGACCAUGACGGACCAGAGGGAGCCUGGACUUCUCCAUGUGACAGUGCUCUUUGCCAGAACAGCUUCUUUCUGUGUAAAGUGUGUCCGUCCUUGUGAUCUUGCAAUGGCGGGAAAGUCUUGUCUGAAUGCUUACUCUGAGCACUACUUUAACCCUUGUGCUAUCUUAUGUCCCUUGCAUUGAUGUGUGAUCCCUCCCAUGACCAAGGUGAAGAUAAAAAAUACUUUAAGAAAAGUUCAGUCUUUGUCUUUUGAUGACCCGACUUUUAAUGAAAACAUGCCUAGGAUAGCACAAGGGUUACACCAUUUAUCGACGACAUGCUUCACUUUUCUACCCUCCAAAAACCAAGCCUGUUCCUGCCCCCACCUCCCCAGCGAAGACUGCAAAUGUUGUGUGGCUCUGCGUGUGCUUGUGUUAGUUUGUGAAUCCAUCGGAGACCUUCUGGGUUGUGGCUUGUUUGUUUGAACAUUUAAAAACCAAUCUUUCUACACGAGAAAAUGCUACUUUUUUUAUUGUAAAUUCUUGCUUUUCCCUCAUGGAUUUCUUGGUAGGCCUAUUUAAUAAGCAGCUGUACUCUUUGUUCACUUGAAACAGUAUGUUUUUUAAUAAAAAUGACGACUCAGACAGUGAGCAAUAUUAAUUGGUCAAAUAAAGUAUUCAUUAAUCAUGUGUCCGUGUUGUGACUUUGUGCGUGCGCUCUCCGGUGCCCCCGAUCCCACGUCUGGCAAAAAUCUGUCGGAUUCCCUCCAGACCCGCCAUGACAGGGCUGUCACAUCAUCAUUAGCCUCAUUAAUUUAGAGAGCAGAACAUUGAUCUCUGUUCAGCCGUUCUGUUCAUGUUGACACUCACUGCAGGAAUCACCAGUCUUCUAAUUAUGCUUCCUGCGUGGUGUGUUGCACAUACCAAGAGGGGGGCCAUGCUUAGUCGAUACCCUGCGUGUCAGCUGUUCUCAGAACACGUCAAGCUGUCAGCUCCGGGGUCCAGAUGGUCAAUCAGCACGGCCAUCACUGUGUUGUUUUUCCAUGCACUGCUCCUCACCUAUGUCCCUUCCCCAUCGGUUAUCUUCCUCUCUGUUUGGUGUCCCCCUCUCUGUUUGGGGUUUUUCUCAUCGUAAUGACAUUUCCUCUGCCUGGUCUCCAUGCUCCAUGACCACUUGUUCUUAACGGGUCGGUUCACUGUGACCUGAAGGAGAUUUGUGUGCUCUUUCUAUCCGGCCACACAGGUGGUUGCUGUUUUAUAUCCAGCUGCCCAUGAAAGACAUUUUCCACAAAAACUCAGCGUUUUACCUUCCAGGGCAGGACAUCUUACGCAGCUCUGCUUGAAAAGAACUUUUGGCUUAUUGAACUAACCAAAAAAAAAAAAAAA